Molecule: messenger RNA, 2325 nt
Organism: Daucus carota subsp. sativus
Lineage: Eukaryota; Viridiplantae; Streptophyta; Magnoliopsida; Apiales; Apiaceae
Product: somatic embryogenesis receptor kinase 2
Biological process (GO): protein phosphorylation
Molecular function (GO): protein kinase activity; ATP binding; protein binding
Source: RefSeq, a predicted model, not a curated record
GUGUAGACGGAGAAACUAAACUGCUUUAACAAAAAAGCAAAACACACUUAGCAUUAGACAUCUAGAGAUAUAAUUUACACCCACUUUAUUACUGUUUCAUAUUUCCUGGAGAGAGAGAAAUAAAGCAGCAGCUCCGUAAUCUAGGGUUUCUGUGAGUGUUGAAAUUGAUGAAAGGUAGGUUGAGAAGAAGGUUUAGCCAUGGCGCGAGAGAUCACUGUUUCGCUUUUCGUGUUCCAUCUCUUACUCAUCAUUUCUGCUAAUAUGGAAGGUGAUGCAUUACACAGCUUACGGACAAGUUUACAAGACCCUAACAAUGUCCUGCAGAGCUGGGCCUACGCUUGUAAAUCCUUGCACAUGGUUUCAUGUUACAUGAACAAUGAAAACAGUGUUAUAAGAGUCGAUCUUGGGAAUGCAGCAUUAUCUGGUCAACUGGUUCCUCUCGGUCAGUUGAAGAAUUUACAAUACCUGGAGCUGUAUAGCAAUAAUAUAAGUGGACCAAUUCCUAAUGAUCUUGGGAAUUUGACAAAUUUGGUGAGCUUGGACCUGUACAUGAAUAGCUUCUCUGGACCCAUACCAGAUACACUUGGGAAGCUUACAAGGCUAAGAUUCUUGCGUCUUAAUAACAACAGCUUCUCUGGUCCAAUUCCAAUGUCAUUGACUAAUGUCACGACCCUUCAAGUUCUGGAUUUAUCAAACAAUCGGUUAUCAGGACCAGUACCAGAUAAUGGCUCAUUUUCUCUGUUCACUCCCAUCAGUUUUGCCAAUAAUUUAAAUUUGUGUGGGCCUGUUACUGGAAGACCUUGCCCUGGAUCUCCUCCAUUUUCUCCACCUCCUCCGUUUAUCCCACCUUCUACAGUACCGCCUCCAGAAGAAAAUGGUCCAACUGGAGCUAUUGCUGGAGGAGUAGCUGCAGGUGCUGCUUUACUGUUUGCUGCACCAGCAAUGAUAUUCGCUUGGUGGCGACGAAGGAAACCUCGAGAACACUUCUUUGAUGUCCCAGCUGAAGAAGACCCAGAAGUGCACCUAGGUCAACUUAAGAGGUUUUCUUUGCGAGAAUUACAAGUUGCCACUGAUACUUUUAGUAACAUACUUGGAAGAGGUGGAUUUGGUAAGGUAUACAAGGGACGACUUGCAGACGGCUCACUUGUGGCAGUUAAAAGGCUUAAAGAAGAACGAACACCAGGUGGCGAGCUGCAGUUCCAAACAGAGGUGGAAAUGAUUAGCAUGGCUGUGCAUCGAAAUCUUCUGCGGCUACGCGGAUUUUGCAUGACACCUACAGAGAGGCUGCUUGUAUACCCAUACAUGGCCAAUGGAAGUGUUGCAUCAUGUUUAAGAGAGCGCCCACCAUCAGAACCACCCCUCAAUUGGCCAACUAGGAAGAGGAUUGCACUGGGAUCUGCUAGAGGGCUUUCUUAUUUGCAUGAUCACUGUGAUCCCAAAAUCAUACAUCGUGAUGUGAAGGCAGCAAAUAUAUUAUUGGAUGAAGAAUUUGAGGCUGUUGUAGGUGACUUUGGGUUGGCUAAGCUUAUGGAUUACAAGGAUACCCAUGUAACGACUGCUGUAAGAGGCACCAUUGGGCACAUAGCUCCUGAGUACCUUUCCACAGGAAAGUCAUCAGAGAAGACUGAUGUGUUCGGUUACGGGAUUAUGCUCUUAGAGCUAAUUACUGGACAAAGGGCCUUUGACCUUGCUCGACUUGCCAAUGAUGAUGAUGUUAUGCUUUUGGAUUGGGUUAAAAGCCUAUUGAAAGAGAAGAAGUUGGAGAUGCUGGUCGAUCCUGACCUGAAAAACAAUUACAUAGACACUGAGGUAGAACAGCUUAUUCAAGUAGCAUUGCUUUGUACCCAAGGAUCACCAAUGGAACGACCCAAAAUGUCAGAGGUGGUCAGAAUGCUUGAAGGUGAUGGUCUUGCAGAAAAGUGGGAGGAAUGGCAAAAGGUGGAGGUCAUCAAUCACGACGUAGAAUUAGCUCCGCAUCGGACCUCCGAAUGGAUCCUUGACUCAACGGACAACCUACAUGCUUUUGAAUUAUCAGGUCCAAGAUAAGCUGGGGGCGCACACAUUAUGAAUUAUUUAUUUAUAAUUUUCUUUAACCUUCUUUGUUUCUUUUGUUUGUAUCUUUAUUUUUAGUUACUUCUCUCUCUAUAUUCCUCAUCCCUUUUAAUCUCAUUAUGUAUUAUUAUUUUCAUAAGAUCUUGGCAUCGGUUGUAGUCAUCUCUUUAAGGUUUUCUUUUCUGUUGUAUGAAAACUUUGGACAUUAGAUUCUAGGGUUGCCGAAGAAGUGAAUGUAAAUUCCAUAUUAGAAUAGAAUUUAUUUAUUGAUCA